Saxophila tyrrhenica is the source of this 1272-nucleotide messenger RNA. RefSeq lists its product as uncharacterized. The coding region runs from base 1 to 1272 and encodes 423 amino acids. The record is from RefSeq and is a predicted model, not a curated record. NCBI's taxonomy places the organism in Eukaryota, Fungi, Ascomycota, Dothideomycetes, Mycosphaerellales, Extremaceae. The transcript has 4 exons.
AUGGCGGAAGAGGCUCCCGUCGACUAUUCGCUGUCGAACCCCGACGUGCUCACCAAGUACAAGACGGCUGCACAGAUCUCACAGAAAGCACUCGAGACAAUCUCUGGGUGGUGCGUGGAAGGCGCGAAGGUCCUCGAGAUCUGCCAGCGCGGCGACAAACUCCUCGAGGAUGAGAUUGCCAAAGUGUACAAGGGCAAGAAGAUCGCAAAAGGCAUCUCCAACCCUUGCACGAUCUCUCCAAGCACCUACGUCACCCCCUACACCCCUCUCGUAUCCGACGCAGAAGAGGCAGGGACCACGCUCAAGGCGAACGAACCCGUGAAGAUCCAGUUGGGCGCGCAGAUAGAUGGCUUCGGUGCGAUCGUCUGCGACACAGUACCGGCGCGUGCGAAGUCGGAUGGCGACAGUGCGAUCACUGGUCGUGCGGCCGACCUCAUGCUGGCAACACACUGGGCCAAUGAGCUUCUGCUACGCAUGAUGCUCCCACCUGGUCUGCUUGCAACCGGAUCGGAGGAAGAGCAGAAGAAGGCUCGCGCACAGCGUCCUUACACCCAGUCAAAGAUCACGCAGCUGUUGGAAAAGCUGGUGAAGUCCUACGACUGCAAUCUGGUCGAGAACACAACCUGCUGGCUCUUCGAGCGGAACGACAUCGAGGGCAAGAAGAAGAUCAUCCUGGCGCCGGGCGACGGAGCCAAGGGAGAGGGGCUGCCGGAGGUUGGUGACGUCUGGGGCGUGGAGAUGGGCGUCAGUACUGGGACCGGCAAGGUCAAGACGCUGAACAACCGCGCCACUCUCCACAGACGAACCGCCACGACGUACGGUCUCAAGCGUCCAAGCUCCAGGGCCACCCUUUCAGAGAUCCAGAAGAAGUUCGGCACGUUCCCGUUCAGCUUGAGGCAGUUGGACGACGAGCGCGCGGGCAAGAUCGGUAUUGUGGAGUGUGUUCGCGGAGGCGUGGUGCGGCAGUACGAAGUUCUCGGCUCGACUGAUGGCGAGCCAGUGGGUAGGCUGCACACGACCAUUGCAAUUACGAAGAACGGCCUGCAAAAGUUAGCCGCGCCGCCUUCGCCAGACCUCGAGAAGGUGAAGAGCGACAAGAAGAUCACCGACGAGGAGAUUCUCAAGAUCCUGGAGCUGCCGCUGGCGAAGCCAAGCAGCGCGAAGCCCAAGAACAAGAAGAAGAAGAAGAAGUCGGCGAAGAAGGCACCAGCCGUGAAGCAGGAGGAAGAAGAUGAUGAUGAGGAUUCCGACGAGGACUCGGACGACGAGUGA